Molecule: messenger RNA, 2408 nt
Organism: Mya arenaria
Lineage: Eukaryota; Metazoa; Mollusca; Bivalvia; Myida; Myidae
Product: protein O-linked-mannose beta-1,4-N-acetylglucosaminyltransferase 2-like
Exons: 3
Coding region: 118-2028 (636 amino acids)
Biological process (GO): protein O-linked glycosylation via mannose
Cellular component (GO): endoplasmic reticulum
Molecular function (GO): protein O-acetylglucosaminyltransferase activity
Source: RefSeq, a predicted model, not a curated record
GACCAAAGAUCUGAACAAUUUGACAGUUUUAUGAUUAUUAUGUUUUCUUUUACGUAAAUCUUUGACACAGCAUUUUUGUGCAGAUUAAAAGGCUGUGACAAGCGUGUCCGUGGCAGAAUGACGUCCCUACACAUGUUGGGUCAUAUGGUCUCCAUGGCGAUUAUUGCCACGCUUGUCAAACAGAUUGUCCAGCUAAACUUACAGGUUGACACCCUUAAAGAAGAGGUAGAAGUUCUCCAAGAGAAGAAGAAAUGUGGAGACGGCCAGCCCCCUGGGGGUGAGGGGGUUGGGGACGGAGAGCAGACAAGCACGGGGUCACGGGAUGGUGACAAGGGGGAUUGUGUCAACAAGAGCUCAGACGAAAAUCACAGUAAAAGAACUGUGCAGAGAGAGGAUACAAAGAAAACAGAUUUUUCAUCAUUGACAAGGAAGAUUUUCUCAUCAGUCAAAUGCUAUGAGGAGGAAAAUCGAGUUUGCCAUUUUCAGAACUUGUGUUACAGCUCGUUGGAUGAUGAUUUUGUGAUGUUUCAUGAUCAUUUAAGUACUCUAGAAAAUGUUCAGCUCAAGGACGGGUCAGUGGAAGUGAGUCUUGUGUCAGUGCCUGAUCACAACGCUAAACAAAUCUCGGUGACAUCAUUGCCGAGCCAUAUGUUGGGCAGGUUCUCUGUUAGCUUGGUGAAUGAUACGACACUCAUGUUUCAGAGAUUCCUACCGGACAAUUUAAUGCACAUGUUUCAUGACGAUUUGCUUCCCUUGCAUAACACACUGAAGCUUAUUGAGCCUGGACAUUCAGAAAUAACACCGUUUGAUGUCAGUUUGUUUAUUUACGAACACAAGCAAGAGUAUUCUGAAAAUGACCAGUUUUAUUCAUCGUUCAGUUCGAAAGCAUUAAAUUUUAAAUCAGACUUUGCAAACUCAGGGUUGACAUGUUUUAGAAGCAUAUUUGUUGGUUUAUCAACUACAACCCUCUGGUAUGAUUAUGGAUUCACAAAACCUCAGGGACCGAUAGAAAAUAUGAAUGUACAGGGCGGACAUAUCAAAAGUACUGUUUCCUACCUAGACCAACAGUUAUCUUUAAGCUCAAGGAGAUAUGUACAGUCAGAUUAUGUUGUCUUACUCUCCAGAAAAGAAAACAGGAAAAUCUUAAAUGAGGUGGACUUAUCAUUAGCAAUAGUGAGGGACUGUGGUCUCAAUGUUGUGACAUUAGAUCUUGAUCAUUAUUCCCUGACUGACAUGAUCAAUUAUGUGCAAUAUUCAAGAGGAGUUAUUGGGAUGCAUGGUUCAUUAUUAAUCUUAAGCAUGUUCUUGAAACCAUACUCAUUUGUGAUCGAGUUAUUUCCAUACGCCGUAACUCCUGACAAUUACACUCCAUACAAAACUUUGGCAGGAAUCAGAAGCAUGAAUCUAAUCUACAAAGCUUGGAUUAAUGCAGAUGUUAGAAAAUCAAGGAGCCAUCCUGAUUGGCCCUCAGAAAUAGGCGGUCUCUCUCACCUUGAAGAGUCACAAAGGGAGAUAAUUAAGCAACAGACAACAGUUCCUUCUCAUUUGUGCUGUACAGAUCCUUCCUGGCUGUUUCAUAUAUAUCAAGAUACGGAAAUUGAUGUACAACAUGUUGUGACUCUUGUAGAUGAAGCUUUAGAUCAGGGAAAACAGCUAACAGACAAUGACACUGAGCCUUCUGAAAGUGUUCAUCCUUCGAAAGUAAAAAAUGUGUCUUGUAACAUAGUUUGUGACUUAGGGAAUUAUUCCAGCAAUAAAAUCAACCAGUGUUCAAUAAAUAUCAGGUGGGCAAAACCCUGGACAGUAAAGAAUGUGAUCUAUACGUCUUUGCAAUACGAGGUCAUAAUUCAGGAUAUGUCUCGAGAUGAAAAUGAUGCUAUUCAGACAGUUGUUACUGAUGGAGAAAAUUUAACUCAAUUAAUGGAAGGAGUUGAUCCCAAUGACGAUGUUCAGUUGUACGUGUGGGUACGAGCUUAUCUUAAUAACGGGCAGUAUGGUCCACAUAGUGAUGCAUUGUUAUGCAGUUAACCAGAAAUAAAACUGGAACACCAGAAAUAAAACUGGAACACUUGACACUUCUUGGGGUUUUCAUUCAAAAUUUCUUUAGAAUAUUUAGAAAUGCUUCCCGGAAGACUCGGACCCUUUGGUGGACGCAUAUAGCAGUGAGCUAGCUCGGCAACGCUGCUUUGCGCACCCAUCUCAGUGGUUAUGGGUUUGAGGCUGUUUUAAGUACCAGUACAUGUAUACAAAAAAUAAUCUCCUGUCCUGUGCAUUUUAUAAAACAAAGGCACUACUGAAUUGUGAAAAAGUAAGGGGAGCUUGUCCGGUUCUGUUGGUUAUGUUUAUAUUGAUGCAUUUUGAAAAUGUUGUUGUCAGUAAGCCAGCUUUGGUCAUUGUGUAUACAUCCA